GUCUUCGCCGCCCACUCAGCCAGCGAAUGAACUGGAAGCGUUGUUCCGAGUGUACGACGAAGUCAUGAAAGAAGUUGAUGUCUUCGAGGCCCAAGACGUCGACAAAGUGUUAUCUAUGUAUAUGGUAGGAGUCCACAGGGACUUCGGAGGUCGUGGUCUUGGCAGGAAACUGGUGGAGCGGUGCAUGGAGAAGGGGGUAGAAAAGGGAUGCCAGCUAGCGGUGACGUGUAUCACUAACAAAUACUCGGGAAGGAUUUUCGAGAAGCUAGGUUACGAGGUGCGUCACUGCCUUGACCUGACCUCCCUCGGGCCGGACUGGGGCGUCGACACCUCGGUCAUGGGCGAGAAUACCACCGUCAGGGUCAUGAUCAAGAGGCUGCCAUGAAGGAGGAGUCUUUUUGUGUCUGUCUCUUUCUCUCCUUCAAUGUCUGUCUGUCACUUUCUCUCAUUCGCUCCCUUUCUUUCUUUCUCUUUCUCUCUGUA
This is a messenger RNA of Penaeus vannamei (Pacific white shrimp), 483 nucleotides long. The record is from RefSeq and is a predicted model, not a curated record. Lineage: Eukaryota; Metazoa; Arthropoda; Malacostraca; Decapoda; Penaeidae.